This is a messenger RNA of Symbiodinium sp. CCMP2456, 933 nucleotides long. The record is from the annotation of a GenBank genome assembly. NCBI's taxonomy places the organism in Eukaryota, Dinophyceae, Suessiales, Symbiodiniaceae.
AUGCCGAUCCCGUCUGAAGUGCAGGGCAUUUUGGCAGUCUUCGUCUGCGGAUGCUUCGUCACCUUGAAUUUGAUUCUGUCCAAGUUGCUGCAGGGAUGGCAGUGGCCCUACUUCUUCCUGGCUGGCCUAUGCUCGCUUCUGAUCGUCUUGGGCCUCCAGGUCGUGAUGCUGGCAAGACAAGGCAUGGCUGCAUAUCACUGCCAGCGGAAGGAAAUCAAGUGGGUCCUUUCACGAGGCUUCUUCGGCUGUGGCAACAACGUUCUGAGCGUGUGUGCAGCUCUGGCGGGCGCGCCAAUGGGCAGCAUUGGAGUGCUGUGCAGCGUUAACACCGUCGUGGCUGCUCUCCUCGGGCGAGUGGUGCUAGGAGAGCCGCUGGGGAAGCUGCACAUGCUGUCCGUACUGUGCAGGCGCAGAAACUGGGCCUGGUGCCUACUUGGGCUAUGGCCUUGCACUGCUAUCCGGGGUCUCACUCGGCUGCAUGUUCAUCAGCGCGCGGAAGUCCAAAUCUGCUUCUCCCAUGGUGCUUACUACAUCAGCCAUGUCUUUUCGCUGUGUGGUCUGCUGGACUUUGGCAUGCGUUCCAGCAGCCAACAACGGCAGGCUGCAGAUUCUGGCAGACUCCCCAGGCUUUGCCAUCUUACUCUUCGUCGCCCUGCUCAUCGUCUUACUUGUCUGCAACCUGACGUCAAGCGCCGGCUCGCAGCUGUGCCCUGCUGCCAUCAGCGCAACGGUGAUGACUGCGACCAACAUGAGCACGGGUUACGCAGCAGACAUCCUCCUCUUCCACAAGAUUCCGAACCUGACGACCAUCCUCGGAGCUGCGAUGAUGCUGCUGGCGGUGGUGACAGUGGCCGUGGCAAGGUUGCCGCCCCGAAGUUCGGUGCCGAAUGCCGCAGAACACGAGCCGGAUCAAACGAGCAGAUCCACGACUAG